CGCCCGAGUCGCUGGACCGAGACCGCAGGGACCUCCACUACUUCCUCAACGGACGACGACGACCACUGCCACGGUAACAACGAUAACGACGAGCUGAUGACCUUGCCCCAAGGAGCCCUCGUGGACGAGCUGCCCCCCGUCCCCGGCGACGAGCCGCCCUGCGGCGACCAAGUCGCGGCGCACGGCGGCCACGACGGCGGCCACUCUGGCGGCCACGCCGGGCACGGUGGCCACGAGGGUUCCCACGCCAGCGGCCACAGCGGGGAUUGCUGCGGGGGAGACCACGGCGAGGGCCACAGCCACGGCGGGGGCCACGCACACGGCGGAGGCCACGGCAGUGCGCACGGCAGCGCCGUCGAGGAGCCGAAGCCGGUCUUCAGCAUGUCCGCGGGCUCUUGAGGACCUCGGGAGACCGCCGCCAUCCGUCAAGACUGCGGCGCUGGCUCCGAGCUCCUGAGGUCCACCGCCAGGCGCCGCCAGUCAGGCGGCCGCCUCGUGAGGACCGCCACCCAGUGCGUCCGGAGGCGGCUGCACGACGAGCUAGAUUGGCUAGAUGGGAGUACGAUGCAGCAGGAGCUGAGCGGGAUCUUCACGAGUGACGCCGAGCUGGUGCUGAGUGCCCUGGCAUCCCGCGCUCGCCAGACUGAGAAGUGGAGGUCCUGGCCAGCCGCAGAAAGCACCGAGCCGCUGUGAGGCGGCACGCGUUGGCGGCAAAUUGUCUUCAGGUAGUCGCCCUUCCGUAGCAUUCUGGAAUCAGGCGGUUUUCUUCGGUGAUGCAGCGCGCAGUGUUGCACAGGUAUGUGUUGCCAUGCACGUUGCAGAUGUAGGCAACCGCUUGUGAAUAUCUAUGGGUGUGGGCAUGAUCGAAUUCUGGUUUCCGGCCAACUUGCCACUGCGCCUGGAUCGUGAUUGAGAGUCCCGACCCUGGCUUCGUCUUAUUACUGGGCCCGAGAACACUGCA
Messenger RNA from Prorocentrum cordatum, 961 nucleotides. The record is from the annotation of a GenBank genome assembly. Lineage: Eukaryota; Dinophyceae; Prorocentrales; Prorocentraceae.